AUGGAUCCUCCAACGCGUCCAGCGCCUCUGGGUUCCGCCUCUGUACAGUCCCCGCCGUCGUCUUCUUCGUUCUCUCUCACAUCUCCUCGUAGCAUGAGCCAGGCGGCUGUCUCUGCUGGCGACACAGCUGAUGCCACUGUCUCCUCCGUCUCUGCCAGGCUGUCUCCAUCGCUGUCAACCUCUCAGAGAGACGCGGGGACAAAGGGGGAAGGAUCGGCCUCGACUCAAGCAAGUAUGCCAGACGCCGACGAGAGGAGCAGCCGGUCUGAGAAGAAGGGUGCGACAGCGAAGGAGAGUUUUGAAGAGCCUGUGGAAGACAGGACGAACGCGAGAGAGCCUGAAAACGUGAACGAAAAGCUGGAAGAUGAACCUGGGGAUAAAUGGAGGAAACUGAAAGUAUCUCGUGCGUCGAAGCACGCUCUCAAAAAGUCGAGCGAGACCGAAAAAGUGACCCGGCGCGGAGUGGAAGCGAUGCUGUCGAAUCGCCUUUCUGUGUCUCGCCUGAAAAACGCAAUGUGUCUCCCUACUCCUGAGACAGAGAGACCUGACCGCGGCUCUGGCGGAGGAGAAGCUGCUCGCAUGAGGACGCGGGUCAUUGCCCGCAGAGUGCAUGUUUCUUCUUCACCGAAGCAGUCUUCCCAGCGGUCUUCUGUCCUCUCUACUGGCACGCCUUCACCCUUCUUUCCUUCGUCACCCCGGCGCGCUUCUGGUCGCUCCUACGUCCGAGUUUCUCCUUCCCCAGCUCCCAGGUCUCGCGAAGUCGAGGCGAGAGGGACCUUGUCUCCGGCCUCGCCUCCCCCUGCGACGUCAGAAAAGGUCGCGGUUUCUGUGUGUCGCCACAGAGGAAAGGAGGAAACCUCUCCGAGUGUAACGCGCUCCCAGAAGCCGCGGUGGUCCUCCGCAGCUUCCCGGCGCAGCGAAAGCACCUCAGGGCGGCGGAACCUGCCCGCGGUGCACCGUCUCCUCCGAUCCGCCGGCCGCAGCUCUCCCAAAACAGAGCGUGUGGAGAGCGAUUCACAGUCUCGUUGUCGCGGGGAUUCCUCCCCCUCGGCGUCUUCUGCAUCCUCUCCCAUGUCGGGCAAGGGGACCUGCGUCGCGCCCAGGACUCCGGCGCCGGUGUCGACUCAGAGAGCCGCGCGCAUGCGCAGCCUCCGGCGCCCACUCGGAACGUUCACCACGCGGCGUGAGAGAGCGACGCCUUCCGCGCUCUCAGGCUCUCGCCCAGGCUUGAGAAGUGAAAGGCGGGCAGAGGGAAGCCGAAGCCGACGCGGAGUGUCUCCCGUCGCUUCGAGCUCCGACGCGGUCCUCAGGGACGCAGACGAGGACCCUGAAGAAGGUGAUGGCGCUCGCGAGAGGCUGCAUGGCGCCCGCCGCCGGCUGCCGGUUUCGGCGCGCGCAGGCGUCAGCACGCGUUCCUCCGCUGCUGGGUCUUCCUCAGAAGGAUACGUUGGGAGUCAAGGCUUUCCGGGGAUGUCUGAGGACGGCGGGACUCCUCCCGCCUCGCCCAGAACGGAGCCUGAAAGGAGGCGAGGCGACCGCGAGAGGCCUGUCUCCGACUUUCCAGGCCUCCGGCCGCGCCACUUGGCGCCAGGCGAGGAGCCACCGACCCCUCGCCCUGGCGGCGUGUCUCCUCGCUCUUCGCCGAUGACGCCUGAGGAACGCGAGAAGGUCGGGACGCGCCGAGGGUACGGGAUCGGGGGGAUCGGCGACGGCGGGCGGCAGAAAAAAGCCAAGACAGAGGCGGAGAAAGACGACGACACUCGUGCGUUGUGCGGCCAAAACGAAGAGCGCCUGGUCGGAUCGACUCCGAACGAACGCAGCCCUAUGCGGCCUAUACUCUCCUUCUCCCCCUCGUCGCCAGCUCGGAAAAAAGACGGCCUUCAAGCGCGCGAUGGAUUUUUCGGCGCGAGAUGGCGUGUCAACGCACAAACGGGUCUGAAGGAACUUGAUCCAGGCCCACUGGGCGUCGACUUCCACUGCAACGUCUGUGGUGUGGACGUGAGCGUCGGCCAGUGGCGAGUCCGCUGUGCAGAGUGUGACGACUUCGACUUGUGCGUCUUUUGUUUCGCCCGCGGCCGCGAGACGGGGACGCACUUGAAUACGCAUGCGUACAGGCCGGUGCCUCCGAACCGGCAAGAGAUUUUUGCGCCGAAUUGGACCGCUGACGAAGAGCAGAUGCUUCUUGAGGGCGUCAGUCGCUUCGGCCUCGGAAACUGGAACGACGUCGCCUCGCUGGUGAACCGUGUGGCGCUGCGCGCCAAGACCAAGCAGCAGUGCGAGCAACAUUACAUGAGUGUGUACAUCGACUCUGGAGGCAUUCCAGCCGCCCUUUGGGAGCAGGAAACUCCUGCCCCCAAAGUUCACAGCCCACCCGAGGCCUCGCCUUCGUCCCUCAUCUUCUCGCCGCGCCGCGACGCCUCCUCAGACAAGGACGAAGCCGCCUCACCCCUCCAGAAGGCCGCCGGCGCCGGCCCGCGAGACGGCGCCGGCGAAGACGGGGGCCUUUUGGGCUCCAACGGAGACACCUCCGCCACCACGCCCGACGGCGAAGCCGCGAUGCCCCAGAACGCAGCCAAGACGGGUGACAGAAGACACGGGGACGAGGCCGAACAGAGGCGCGAAAGAGCACAGAGAGGCGAGAACGAAAACAGGAGCGAGAGGGACGAGAGAACCGAGGAGGAAAAGAUGUUUGGGACGUUGUUGGCGGACACCGAAUCAGAUGAAGAAGAGUCGAAUCAGCGGACACUGGCAGAACUCCAGGCGGACAGCAACUCCUGGCACCCGCCCUGGAUCGCGAAGCCUGUGCCUCCGCAGCCGCACCACAACAACCUUCAAGGGUACCUCCCGCUUCGCGGGGACUUCGACGUGGAAUACGACAACCAUGCGGAGGCGCUCCUGGCCGACAUGACCAUAGAGCCGCACGAAUCUCCCUCCGAAAAGGCCUUGAAGCUGAGCAUCGUGGAGGCGUACAACUGUCGGCUGGAUGAGCGAAUCUACCGGAAGCGGACGAUUCUGUGGAGACACUGGGACGACCCAAAGAUCGCGAAUAGGGAAAAAACAGGCUCCCUCCUCGAACGCCGCUACUGGCAGCAGCUGAAGCCUGUCCAGCGCUUCCACAACGACUCCGAGCACAUUGCUCUGAUUCGAUCACUGGUCACCUACGCAGAGGCUAUGGAGCGUUGUCGCCUCCUCAAAGAGUGGAGAAGUCUCGACUUGCACACUCUCCAGCAUGUCGUGGACUACGAGGCUGAGAAGCAGAAACGAGGCGCAGCAUGCCGGCCUGCAGCGUUUCGCUCCUUGUUCGAUGCGCCUUCGGUUUCCGGUGCCCCGUCAGCAGACGACUCUUUGAAGGCGACCUCGGCUGGUAUUUUGAGCGACGCGCCUGCGGGCGAGCUCGUGAGAGUGACACCGAAGUCCGCCGUCACCUCGACCUCAGCCGAGAGGCCUUCGUCGCUGUCGGCUGCGGCGCCCGUCGCUCUUCUGACUGAGACACAGGCCGAGAAGGGAGAGGCCAGGGAGAAGCAAUCGUCUCUCUCGUCUUCUCCCCCUCCUUCCGCUUCCGCGCCGAGUGCAGCAAUCGACAGUGCGUCGGGAACCUCUCGCAAAGGCGGUCGACAGGGAGGACCGGAGACGAGGGUGAAAGACGGCGGUCCCGACGAGGAGAGUGAGGCCGAUGCGAGAGAGCAGGGACUCGAUGAAGGUGUGAAGGCGAAGAAGCGAGGAAGAGAUGAAGAGCUUUCGGAGGGGCAGGCGCAUGCGGACGGUCUCGAGCGAUCUGAGGUGGAUCUCUGCAGGGCGCUACAGUUGCCUCCUGUGCUGUACCAACUUGUUAUUCAAGCACUUAAGGCUCAAGCCCAGAUGCUGCCCACGGUCGAAAAAGACAUGCUGAGGAAGAAGAGAAAGCGCAUCAGCACGAUUGGGAGCCUGUGGGACUUCGACGUUCGUCUGGAUGUGGAGCAGAAGGCCGGCAUGUUGAGAGAUGCGUCUUCUCCGAAGGUCAUCCUUUCUUCGCCUGGGAACCAAACCGUGGGCUCUCCUCCGUCUCCUUUCGCUGUCUCGUUUGCGUCGUCUGUGCCUCCAGCCGCGGGCCAGGCGACAGAUCUGCGAACGCUAGGUGGAGAGGCAGCUUCUUCUCAACGCUUCGCUGGCGGCCGCGAGGCAUCCACGUCUCGUGCUUCGGCGCCGGGGGACGGCCCUCCCCUUCCCGGCGGGUCUGCGCAGCUCGCGUCCGCUCAAGGCCUCCCGCAAAGCGAGACGCAUGCAUAUGAGCCAAACAGACAGAGCCUGCACCCGGGGUAUGGGGCCUCGCAAAACCCUUCUCGUCUCAUGUCGUCUCCCUCGCCGUCUGCCUAUACUGCUCGCAGCGGCUCUUCGCUUCACGGGACGCCAGACGCUUUCGCUUCCCCCGGGACACUCGCGCCCAGUCCCCAAGUUUACGGUGGCGCGUCGCGGUCGGGGCCAGAGGCCGCUCGAGGGCAGACGGCGCACUCCGCCUCGCCUCCUGUUUCGAGCCUUCCUCAGAGUUUCAUGCAUCUCCACAGACAGACGCUUCCUGGCACUCACCCGAGUUUCGCGUAUUCCAACGCGGCGUAUUCGCACACGGUCGCAUGUAGCAACGGCCUCCAGUCCUUUCAUCCUGCUGCCUAUUCGACCUAUCGCUCGAACGGGUCGUCUGUGGACGUAGGUCCCUCCGGGUACGCGCUGUCGCCUGCGGGCUUCUGCGGCGCGGGGGCCUCGUUGGGACCUGGCGUCUCUCAGAACGGAUUCUACGCCUCCAGAGCGUACUACGGGACACCGAGCGGGGUUCCCUUCUUGCCGCAGGCGCCGUCCCUGAGGGCCGCGAAUACGGUACUCCAGAGGCUUCAGCAACAGCAGCAGCUGCAGAGCUUCCUUCUCGCUGCAGGUCGGGGAGGCAGGCCAACAGCGCACCUUGGUUGGGGGCAACAACAGCCGGGGACUGCUUUGCUUGGAAACGUCAUUUCGACUGGUAGUGGAGCCGGUGUCGGAGGCGGACACGAUUUCCUGAUUCCGUCCGCUCAUCAGAACGUCGCCAAUCUGUCGCACAUGUCACCUGCGUAUCUCGCGGGGAACGGUCACCCAUAUCUGUCUUCGCUGUCUUACUACGGUAACCCAAGCAACGGGGCAGCGAUGCAUGCAGCUUCAGGGUACGGUCAGCUAAACUUGCCGUCGCCGUUCACCGCCUACCAGAGCAGUCUUCUUCAGCCGGGCGCCUCGCCUUCGAGACAAGGAGGAGGGACAGGGCCUUUCCUAAGCCAGCCGAACCCAGGGCACCGCGACCUCGGCGCGGAGGCUGGGGCGCAGGGGGCAGGAGACCCGCAGGGGCCUGGGCGACGACAUCCCGGGAUGCUUGCGAGUGGCGGAGGUACCCGAAUUGAAACCAGCACCGCACCUUCUCGUCUCUUCCAGAGAGAAAACCAAAUGGGGAGUUGCCGCCCUGCGUGGCCAUCGGGCGACUCUCUAGCGCAUACGUCAAAUUCCUUAGAGACGGAUGGAGACCCUCUGCAUACUGGGCAGGGCCUCGACCGUUCAGAAAGACAAGACGGCGAGACUUCGCAGGGCGACGCAGCGUGCGGCGCUGGUGAGCGGAUGAAGAAAGCGACCGGUGAAGGGACAAUGGGCAGCGACGCGGAGGCGCAGACGGGCAUAGAUGGAGCGAAGAUUCAAGCCUCCUUCUCUUCGGGUGAAUCUCUGUUCGCCUCAGGCCCCAGUGUCCUGUCCAACACAGGGUCUUUGCGUUCGGUUGUUGCGGGACUCCCUGCAGGGUCGGCAGGUCUGUGUGGGCCUGGGGGCGAGGGCGGCGGAGGGGCGUUGGCGGAAAGGCGAAAACACGAGAGACUGCGAGUUCCGCCAGACAGCCAGGAGAGGCAGAGAGCAGUCCCGACGACUCUGUCACAAGAGGGAAAGCGAGAAGAAGAGAGAGAGAAAUGGAAGGAGUUUGUCCUCCAUAAACUCGUGCCGCGGGUCCGAGGGGUUCGCUACGACGCUGUCAGCCACCACUGGGUCGCCCAGUGGCCUGCUGUCUUCACUGCGUCCCCUUUCGACAGCGUCCAGAGUUUUCGUGAAGGGGGAGUUCCCCCUGCCACACUCGCCGUUUCCGUAGAGAAUUCAGGCGAAACCCCCACAACGCGGAUCCCGGCGUCGGGGGGACCAGAGACAGAAGGCGCCACCCGUUCUUUGGCGUUCUCCAUCAAGCGGCUGGGCUUCGAAGGUGCAUGGUUCCAGGCUUGCGAGGCCCGACGCAAGGAGGCCGAAAAGGCCAGGGACUGGGGCCUCGUGGCGGAGGUGCGGGCAGCGGAGACAGCCGCUCCUUCAGUUUUUGCGGCCCUCCAGGACGAGCUGCCGUCGCUACCCUUUUCGUCGAACGACUUGGCCAGCGCGUUUGCGGGCCUCUCGAAUACUACUGGCGAAAACAAAGGCACCGGCGGCUUGCAAAAUGCGUCGUUCUCGACAGGUGCGAAGAAGGACGAGGUCCGAGACGAAGAAGACAGGCGAGAGAAGCCGGGGCGACGGCUCCCGAGCGCCGCCUCUCCGGUGCCGGCGGCUGUCAAGGGAGGCAACGAAGCCGGGGCCGGCGCCCUGUCGAGUUUGACGCGGGCGGCGGCGCAUCAGCUGACCAUCGAAGGUGGACUCAACAGCGCCAACUCUGAGGUCGUCUUUGCGUCGCCUAUGGCGGGUCUCCCGAGACACGCAGGUAGCUCGAGGGCGACGGACGGCCUUCUGCAGCUGCGGGGAAGCCCUCCAGGUCAAGAACUCAUUCAAGCUUCCGCCUCCACUGGAAAGCAACAGGUGGGUGACGAACCAGUCCUGGCAGACGCCCAAAAUGCUCCUCGCGGUGUCCUGCAACUCGGGGGACAGUCUCUUCAUGUGACGUCUGCUUUGGCCAGCCCCGGCAUUUCCGGAGUAGGACGCGAACGCCUGCUGAACGGGCGUCCUUGCGUUGUAAAGUCUCUGCAUGGUCUACGCCUGGAGCGGAACGGGGGCGCCUGCGGAGGUCUGGGGCCCUGGACCGGCGGAGGUGCGAGCGCGGUCGGAGCGUCGCUAGUUGAGAUGCACAGGCGUCUCCCGCUCGCCCACGCCGGAAAGGAGACUCCGUCGCCAGGGAUUGGAGUGGCGCGGAAGGCCAUGGCAGCGUCCACUGUCGUCGCGCAUGCAAAUGGAGGCGAUGGUCGCGCGAUGCUCCUGGCGACUGGAUUGUCGCCGGUCUCUGGAGGCGUGAAGCAUCGAGAAUUACCGAACAACCUCGCAGGGGGGCAGUUUCGCGCCCAGCGCGAUGACGCCAAGGCGGCUUUCUGCAACGGCGGCGCCUCUUGCAACGGUGCCUCCGUUUCCACUUUGCCUGCGCCGGCGCUUUACGCUACUGGCAAGCCUCGCGGCUUCCCCGGUCGAGGUGGAGGCUCCACGCAUGCACAGAGUGGCGUUUCAGGGCGAGGCCACGGCGAGAGGAGACAGGGUGGAAGUGUGGGGACGGGUGAAGAGAAAAACGGACAGGGUUCCUCUGCCCAGCCGACUCUCGCGUGGAGCGACGAUGAUGAGGGCGCCAACUCUUUGGAGCCUUCUCCCGCAGCUCGUAAGGUCACUGCAUGCCGUGGAAGCCGUGAGGCUUCUUUGGCGACAGACCGCGCGGCAGCGGCAGGGCCGCGCGGGUCUUCGGCGCAGACAGUGGCCUUACCAGAGGGGCAACGCAGGACCACUGGGGCUCUGCUGAGUUCCUCAGUAGGCGCGGUGGAGCGAAGUGUCUCCGAGACGCCCGUUGCAGAGCGAGAAGCGUCCAGCUCGUUCGUGCAGGGUCCAGGGUCGUUGCAUGCGUCCGAGGACAUCAGCGACAACGACGCUUCUCAAAGGCAACACCGCAUGUGGGCAGGCGGUCCAAGGUGUGGAGUUGAAGGAGCGCGAGAAGAAGAGGCCGGUUGGGCGAGAGACGAUGUAGAGUUACAGAAUCAAAGCAGUGGCCUGGAGAGAGAUAAGGAAAGACAAGCAGUGGAAAGCGAAGCGGAUACCGUGGAGGCAGCGAGAUGCGACGAGAACCGGGAAGAAGGAAAGGGAGAGAACGUCGCCGUCGUGGACGCACAUCCAACGAGCCGAGAGACAACUGUUUCCGAAGGAUUUGCCUGCACCGCGCCGCCUCUCCUCUCGGCUUCAGGACAAGAAAACGAAACAGAGCGCUAA
Molecule: messenger RNA, 8187 nt
Organism: Toxoplasma gondii ME49
Lineage: Eukaryota; Apicomplexa; Conoidasida; Eucoccidiorida; Sarcocystidae
Gene: APVIIB1
Product: AP2 domain transcription factor APVIIb-1/ADA2-B
Exons: 7
Coding region: 1-8187 (2728 amino acids)
Biological process (GO): chromatin remodeling; regulation of transcription by RNA polymerase II
Cellular component (GO): nucleus
Molecular function (GO): chromatin binding; transcription coactivator activity; zinc ion binding
Source: RefSeq, a predicted model, not a curated record